Messenger RNA from Python bivittatus (Burmese python), 765 nucleotides. NCBI's taxonomy places the organism in Eukaryota, Metazoa, Chordata, Lepidosauria, Squamata, Pythonidae. The record is from RefSeq and is a predicted model, not a curated record.
GGGGGCGUGUCGGCUUCUCCGUGUUACACCUACCCGGCUGGGGAGGAAAAAGGGAGGGUCGACAGGAGCCGAGAAACAGCAGUGGGCGCGUCGACCGUCCCUGAUUAAUUUGGUACCGGUGAACAAUCCAUAACUUGCAAGCAGGAGCAGAUGCGGGCGGGAGGGACGCGGGGUGGGGGAGGCAUAAAACGUGAAGGCAGCGGAGGAAGGCUAGAGGGUUUAAUUGUUGUUAAGUAGAAAAUCCACGCCUGCAUCUUGGAGUCCGGCGGAGCCCGAGGAAACCCGCUGGCUCCGGAGGAAUGGCGAAGCGAGAACACGUGAACUAAGCGGAGAGCUCUUCUUGACAGCCAGUCACAGCGGCGGUUUUUCCUGUCAGAGGCGAAAUGAUUCCUCCGGGCAACGCGACUGAAGUCAGCCUUGAGAGGGUGGGGAAGGAGAACGACUGUCAGCCCCCCUCUCCUGCCUCCACCACCAGCCAGGAAUCAAAGCUCCAGAAAUUGAAGCGAUCGCUUUCUUUCAAGACCAAAAGUUUGCGGAGUAAAAGCGCAGACAACUUUUUUCAACGGACAAAUAGUGACAUGAAGUUGCAAGUAGAUUUGCUAUCGGAAAUCAGCUCUAGAACAGGGCAGCUCCCUAAUUCUGAAAGUCAACACUCUACUCCAACCAAAACCCAUCUCCAACCAGAAGACAACAAGACUCACAUUUUCCAGGAACACAUCUUCAAAAAGCCCACUUUCUGUGAUAUCUGCAACCAUAUGAUUGUUG